Molecule: messenger RNA, 1163 nt
Organism: Scleropages formosus (Asian bonytongue)
Lineage: Eukaryota; Metazoa; Chordata; Actinopteri; Osteoglossiformes; Osteoglossidae
Product: ras-related protein Rap-1b-like
Exons: 1
Coding region: 121-762 (213 amino acids)
Molecular function (GO): GTP binding; GTPase activity
Source: RefSeq, a predicted model, not a curated record
GCAGCGCUGUUGGUCGGUGCGAAAUAUCUACGAUUUGAUCUCAGAUCGGCUUGAACCGCGUGUGCCGUGCUCUCUUGCACCCUCCUUCCCUUCAUUUUUAAAGACGAAAGAAACUCAGUCAUGUCUACUCUGGCGGUGAAGGACAGGACCACCGUCCGCCUGAUGUUCCUGGGCGCAGCCGGGGUGGGCAAGACCGCUCUGAUCCAGCGCUUCCUGGAGGACCGCUUCGAGCCCAAGCACAAGCGCACGGUGGAGGAGCUGCACAGCAUCGAGUACGACAUCGACGGGGCCAAAAUCCGCAUCGAGAUCAUGGACACGAGCGGGAGCUACUCGUUCCCGGCCAUGCGCAAACUCUGCAUCCGCAACAGCGAUGCUUUCGCCCUGGUCUACUCCAUAGACGACCCGGAGUCGUUCGACGAGGUGCAGCGUCUCCGAGAGGAGAUCUUGGAGCUCAAGCCAGGGGAGAAACGCACCCCCGUAGUGGUGGUGGCCAAUAAGCUGGACAUGGAGAACCAGCGCUUGGUGCUCAGCGAGGACAUGCAGCCCGUCGUGGAGCUGGACUGGAACGCCACCUUCGUGGAGGCGUCGGCCAAGAGCAGCGAGAACGUGCUGGGGGUCUUCCGGGAGCUGCUGCAGCAGGUGCACGUGCCGAGCCGCAUCAGCCCCGCGCUGCGCAGGCGCAGAGAGACGCUCCCCAAGGACGGCGGGGGAGCGCAGAAAAAGCCCCCGAUGAAGAAGCACAACAGCUGCGUCUUGUCCUAGUCGUCCGUCCCGCUCCCCGUAAUGCGAGCACGUUGCCUCGGAGCAACGCGUCCGAGGUGUGGGAGAGCGAGGAUGGGGGGCGGUGAGGACCCGGAGUCCCGGGUUCCCGUCGACGCAGCGGACUGCGAGCUCCGGAGCGGAGGGGCCAAGAGCCCCGACGCCGCACCGCAUGAGGACACGCCCCCUCCCCCGAUGAGCGAGGAACCGACGGGCCACUCGCAAUAGUGAAAAUGAGUGCCGUUCUCCAGGUUUAAGUCAAAAAAGUGGAAAGUGCAUAACUCCGAAAUUGAGAGAACGCAUCGUUUUGUAACAAAGAUAUUAUGUGGUGUCAUUACAGAGGGCUGUGAGCAAUGUGUCAUACGUGAGAUGAAGCAAACGCGCAAUGAAUAAAGGCAGCUGAU